CUCUCGGACUGUGUGCGCAGUAAAAUGGCAGCAGCAGGAGAUCUACUGGAUCGGGAGCAGUUCAGCUGUCCAAUCUGUCUGGAUCUACUGAAGGAUCCGGUGACAAUUCCCUGCGGACACAGUUACUGUAUGGACUGUAUUAAGGGCUGCUGGGAUCAGGAUGAUCAAACUGGUGUCUACAGCUGUCCCCAGUGCAGACAGACCUUCGACCCAAGGCCUAUUCUGGGCAGAAACACCAUGCUGGCUGAAGUGGUGGAGAAGCUGAAGACGACAGGACUCCAAGCUGCUCCUCCUGCUCACUGUUACGCUGGACCUGGAGACGUGGCGUGUGAUGUCUGCACUGGGAGAAAGCGCAAAGCUGUCAAGUCCUGUCUGAUGUGCUUGGUGUCUUACUGUGAAACUCACCUUCAGCCUCAUUAUAAAUCUCCUGCGUUUAAGAUGCACAAGCUGGUAAAAGCCACAGAGAAACUACAGGAGAACAUGUGCUCUAAUCACAACAGACUGCUGGAGGUUUACUGCCGCAAUGAUCAGCAGUGUGUCUGUCUGCUGUGUGUGAUGGAUGAACACAGAGGCCAUGAUACAGUCUCAGCUGCAGCAGAAAGGACUGAGAAACAGAAGGAGCUGGGGGCGACACAGAGGAAAACCCAGCAGAGAAUCCAGGAGAGAGAGAAGGAGCUGCAGGAUCUGAGACAGGCUGUGGAGUCACUCACGCGCUCUGCACAGGCAGCAGUGGAGGACAGUGAGAGGAUCUUUACUGAGCUGAUCCGCUCCAUUGAGAGAAGGCGCUCUGAGGUGACAGAGCUGAUCAGAGAUCAGGAGAAGGCUGCAGUGAGUCAGGCUGAAGGAGUCAUGGAGCGACUGGAGCAGGAGAUUGCUGAGCUGAGGAGGAGAUAUGCUGAGCUGGAGCAGCUUUCACACACAGAGGAUCACAUCCAUUUCCUCCAGAGCUAUCAGUCUCUCUGUGUCCCUCCUGGAUGUGGAGACUUACCCAGCAUCACUGUCGGUCCGGACGUCUCUUUAGGGUUUGUGCAGAAAUCUGUCUCUGAGCUGAAAGAGCGGCUGGAGGACGUCUGCAAGGAGGAGAUACUGAAGAUCUCAGAAACAGUCAAUCAGGUGGAUCUACUACAGCCUCCAGAACCCAAGAGCAGAGCAGAGUUCUUACGCUAUUCCUGCCAGCUCACACUGGACCCAAGCACAGCACAUACAUUCCUCUGUCUGUCCGAGGGGAACAGAGCAGUGACAUGUGGGACAGUGAAGCAGCCAUAUCCUGAUCAUCCAGAGAGAUUUGAGGAGCGGUGGCAGGUGCUGUGCAGAGAAGGUCUGUCUGGACGCUGCUACUGGGAGGCUGAGUGGAGUGGGGUUAAUGGUGCUUCUAUAGCAGUCUCAUAUAAAGAGAUCAGCAGGAAAGGAGAACGUAUUGACUGUGGCUUUGGAAACAAUAACAAGUCCUGGAGAUUGGACUGCAUUUCUUAUACUUGCAAUUUCUGGCACAACAACAAUAGGACUGAAAUCCCCGUCCCCCCAUCCUGCAGAAUAGGAGUGUACCUGGAUCACAGGGCAGGAACUCUGUCCUUCUACAGCGUCUCUGACACAAUGACCCUCCUCCACCGAGUCCACACCACAUUCAUCCAGCCCCUCUACCCUGGGUUUUGGCUUGGUUAUGCACACUCAGAAGUUAAACUGUCAAAGUAA
This is a messenger RNA of Megalops cyprinoides (Indo-Pacific tarpon), 1692 nucleotides long. Its product is annotated as tripartite motif-containing protein 16-like. The record is from RefSeq and is a predicted model, not a curated record. Lineage: Eukaryota; Metazoa; Chordata; Actinopteri; Elopiformes; Megalopidae. The transcript is spliced from 6 exons. Gene Ontology annotation, molecular function: protein binding; zinc ion binding. The coding region runs from base 25 to 1692 and encodes 555 amino acids.